AAUGUCUUCCACUUUCAAAAAGUUGGGUAUUGAAUAUAAAGAAUUGCCGUAAUCCCAAGUAGAUGAAGCUAUCUAUUCUAUUCAAUCUAUGAGAUUGGAAUAAAUUUUAAUUUCAGAAGGAGAAAUAUUUGAUUGGCAAAAUCUCUUAAAUCGUCCAGAUUUAGUAAGCUUAAAAUACCCAGAUAAAUUAGGAACUUUAAUGAUGUAAAAUGAAUCAAAUACAAGUAACUCUUUCUUUAUUUUCGAUAUAAAUAAUCCAUUUAGGAUUAAAGUUAUUGCUACCAUCAAAUCAAAGUAUAUUUAAUCUUUUAUUAAGGAAAUAUCAAUAAAUCUAUUUAAUUGUAGCCAUUAUUGGCAUAAUUCCUUUUUGCAUGGAAGAUUCUAAAAUAACAUAAGGAAUAGAAAUAGUUAUUAAUUGUAUAUUAGCAAUUGAUAUCAUUUUAAAAUCAAUUGCUAAUGGAUUCAUUUUUAGUAAGAAAUCCUAUCUUAAAAAUAUCUGGAAUAUUCUUAAUUUUGUUGCAUUUCUAUUUACAUGGUUUUUGUUUUUAGCUAAUUCAAAAAUUUCAGAAAUAAUAAAAACUAUAAGAUUCUUAAGAAUCUUUAGAUUCAUAGAAGAAGUCUCUAUAUUGAAGAUAUAAUUUAAUGCUUAUGUUGGAAGCUUUUUAAGAGUUAAAUCAGUUCUGAUACCUAUUUUUUUAGUAAUGAUUUAUUUUUCAAUAAUUGGAUUACACUUAUUUAUAGGCUUAACAGAAAGAAGAUGUCGUAUUACUUAAUAACCUGUAAAUAAUACUUGGAUAGCAGACCCAAAUAUUCAAAAAUUAUGUGGCAUAUGGGAAUGCCCUGAAAAUACUUUUUGUGGAAGUCUUUUAGAUUAAAAUCUUCCAAGAAAUGAAACUGAAAAUGAUGUAGAAGCAUUUAAUUGGAAUUUUACAAGAUUUGAUGAUUUUUUUCAUUCAUUUUUAGUAGUCUUUACAUUUUUAAAUGUUACUGGAUGGUCUGGAACAACAUUUAUGGUAUUUUUUUAUAUAAUUCUAUUAGUUUUGGAAAGCUAUGACAACUUAUGUUACUGCAACAUAUUUUUUAAUUAUGAUUCUUUUAAUGGCAUUUAUACUUUCUAAUUUGUUAUUAGCUUUGUUUUAUGAAUCCUUUAUGGAGAAAUCUUCAAUUAAAAAUACCUAAAAAAAAUUAAAAUAAGAAUAAUAAUAGAUAGAAGAAGAGAUAAAGAGAAAAAAUUAAUAGUAAUUAAUAAACCGUUUAAGUGUUAUAAGCAAACAAAAAGAAAAAGGGAAUUAAAUUUCUAAUUUUAGUAUUUAUUUUACAGAGGAACAAAACAUUAAUAUUAAGGAAAGUGAAAAAGAAGUAUUUAUUAACAAAAUUUUAAACUCUCCUAAGAUUUCAGUAUUAAAUACUUUAUUUGUUUUUCUAUCUGCUUUUGCUAUAGCAUAUGAUUAUGAUGGUAUUCCUAAAAUUUAGUAUUAACGAUUAUAAUUGAUAGAUUUUAUAUGCAUUCUUUACACAUUUUUUGAGAUUGUGAUUUAAUUUUGUGGAAGAGGAAUAUAAGAAUUUUUUUCUAAAAGGAUAAAUGUUUUUGAUUUUUUAAUAAUCUUUUCUCAGUGGGCAUUAAUAUUUUUUUUAGUUUGCUUUGAUUAAGCAAUCAUAUAUAAUAAUAAUCGAGUCAUCAUUAUUAUAAAAUCUCUUAAAAUUUUAAGAAUAUUUAAAUCAUUAUUUUUCGCUAAAGUGUUUUACACCAUUGCAGUACUUAUUAGAUCCUUAAUUAGUACAGUAAUAGCACUUAAGAAAAUACUAUUUCUGUGGAUUUGCCUUAUAUUUUUAAUGUCAGUCUUCGGUAAACAAUUACUUUAGUAUAAAAUGUCUGAAUAAAAUAUGACUAUUUAUUAUGAUGAUUUUGGAUCUGCCCUAAUGGCUGUUAUUAAUAUAUUUUAUAAUGAAGAAUGGCAUAUAACUAUGUAUAAAUAUGGUAGACAUACUCAAGCAUCUAUUGUAUUUUAUAUAAUUUGUGUUGUUUUUGGAUAAAUUUUCUUUAUCAGAUUAUUAACAGCCAUCUUUUUAAAUGAAUUUAGCUUAUAGAUAGAGACUGUGUAAACUAGUUUAAAACCUAUAGAUUAUAAAAAGAUUUUUUCUUAUAAAUAAGUUAAGGUAUCACAUUAUUAAAAAGCCAUUAGAUUGAAAAUAAGGAAUGCGAAUCAAAACUAGAGCUUGUUUAAUAAGUUUCAAAAGAGAAAAAUACAGAAUCUAAUAAUUAGAAGGGCCUAAAAUUAAAUAGGUAAAAAAGGAAAACUAAUUCAAUUAUAAAUAAUUAAGUGUUGUAAUCUUCAUUUUAAAACCUUGAUGAAAAUUUUAACGUUAAUCAAGAAAAUCCAUAACAAGAAAGUAGUAAAUAAUAAGUUAUAAAAUCUGAUGCUGGAAUCAAAUAAGAAGAAUUUUAAAAUAAAACCUUAUUCAUGUUUUCUGAAAAACAUCCACUCCGUAUACGAGUUAAGUCAUUAAUUGAAAAUUUACCAUUUAGAGUGUUUUUAAUUAUUCUUGUGUUGAUAUGUGUUGUUAGAACUAUAUUAUUAACACCAUUUUUAAAUCCUGAAUCUUAUUUAUUUUCAAUUUUAUAAACAGUUCAUUUAGUGAAUACUAUUUUAUUUUGUAUUCAAAUUUCAUUAAACAUUUUAUCUGAUGGCUUAAUAAUAGGAAAAGAAUCUUAUUUAUAAAAAUCCCCUUAUAAUACUCUAAACUUUCUUAUUACAACAAUGGAUAUAGUGGCUAUUUUUAAUUACAAUAAAUUAAUAUUUAACCUCUUUUCAAGUUUAAGAAUUUUAGAAUUUAUUAGGAUAGGAGCAGAGUUAAACUAAAAUAUUAAUUAUGUAUCAUAAGCUUUAAUGAAAGCAUUUUAAACAAUGAUUUAAUUAAGUAUUUUUUGUUUUGUCAUACUUCUUGUAUAUGGAAUAUUUGCUACAAAGUUAUUAAAAGGUAGUCUAUAUUAUUGUUCAAUGCCAAAUUAAUUUUAAGGUCUAGUAAAUGAUAAAUGGGAUUGUAUGGACAAUGGGGGUUCAUGGAUAAAUAAAAUAUUGGGAUUUGAUAAUGUAUUUGAUAGUGCUUUAACUUUGUUUAUUACAGCAACUACCGAGGCUUGGUUACCUAUUUUAAUAGAUACAUGGAGUUCAAGAGGUAAAGAUCUUGUUCCUAUUAAUAAUCAUAAUAGAUGGUGGGCAGUAUAUUUUUAAGUGUUUUUCUUUAUUGGUAAUAUUUGUAUGCUUAAUAUGUUUAUCAGUUUAGUUGUAAAUACUUAUUAAGAAACAAAAAUAAAAGCUUAAGGAAUGUCAGAAUUAAAUGGAAAUCAAAGAGAGUGGCUGUAAAUCAAAAAUAGUAUUAAUAAUCUUACUCCAAGGGUUAAUUAUGAACUACCUAAAAAUAAAAUUUUAAAACUAUUUUACUAUUUUGCCGAGAGUAAAAAAUUGAAAUACUUUUGGCAUACUAUAAUCGGAAUAAAUACAAUUAUUUUAUCAUUAUUUUAUACAAGACAAAAUGAGAUAUUUAGAAAUAUUUUGAUGACUAUUAAUUAGUAUUGCAUUUUAAUAUCUGCAAUUGAGAUUUCAGUUAGAUUUAUAGUUAAAUAUGGGAAAAAAAGAGAUGUUUUUUAAAUAAUUGAUUGUUUUGGAAUAAUUUUGAAUCUUUUUGAUUUGUUUAUAUUACAUGAGAUAAGCUAAAACUUUUAUAUAAUUAGAUCUUUCAAAGCAGUAUCAGUAGCAUUUUAAUUAUUAAGAAAUUAUUAUAUAAUUAGGUAUUUAACUAUUAAUAUUAUAUUAAAGACGCUUCCCAGAAUUAGAGAAAUUAUUUAAUACAAUAUUUUCAGUAAUUCCAUCUGCUUUAGCAAUGAUAUUUAUUAUGGCUUUAUUUUUAUUUAUCUAUGCAUCUUUAGGAAUGGAUUUAUUUGGAUAUUUGAGACCAUAGAAUUAUAUUGAAGGAUUUGAUCUUCAUUUUAGAACAUUUACUACUGCAAUGUUUUCAUUAAUAAGAGUUGCUAGUUCAGAAUAAUGGUGGGCUUUAUUAGUUGAUUCAGUACAUACAAGAACACCAGAUUUUGCUUGCAUUUAUAUUAAUGAUUACUAAAAUUAUUAAACACAUGGUUUUAAUGGAUGUGGAACAUAUUGGGCUUAUGCUUAUUAUAUAUCAUUCCAUCUUAUAUUUUCAUUAGUCAUAUUAAAUUUAUUUAUUGCUUCAAUUCUUGGAGCAUAUGAAGAACAUGUUAAAUCUGAAUAAAGUGCUAUUUCUAAAUAUCAAUUACAUGAUGUUCUAAAUUAUUGGGCAUAAUACGAUCCAAAAGGAAUAGGAUUCCUUAAUUAUAAAUAAUUUUGGAAAUUAUCCUCAGAAAUUGCUAUCUGCUUUGGAGUUCCAGUUAAAGAACUUUAUGAUCCAGCUAACAAAACUAAUUUUCUAAGGGCUUUACAUAUUCCAUUAUAUGAAGAUAAGGAUGGUCUUAUGGGUUAUCUAUUUCAUGAUGUUAUUGUUAGUUUAACUAAACUAUCUGUUGAAUUAAAAUAUGGUGUAAAAGAGUAUUUAUUUUUACUCAUUAUUAGUUUGGAAUCAAGUUCAUAUAAAGGCAAAGAAUUUUUACAUGAUUAUUAUAAAUUAUUUGAAAAAACACCAUAUAACAGUGGUUAAAUGUCUAGUAUCAUUUUUAUCUAAGGGAAAAUCAGAACUAUCAGAAAUAGAAAAAAAGGAAUUAAAUUUCUUAAUAUUGAAGCACUUAAAUAAGAACUAUAAAAUUAAAAUGAUGCUGAAAGAAGUGGAUAAGAUAAUGAAAAUUGA
Paramecium sonneborni is the source of this 4818-nucleotide messenger RNA. The record is from the annotation of a GenBank genome assembly. NCBI's taxonomy places the organism in Eukaryota, Ciliophora, Oligohymenophorea, Peniculida, Parameciidae.